AUGUCGCCCACAAAUCCUCCGCCAGUUCAACGAGGGAGAUCACUAAAUUCCAUUCAUGACAAGAAGCGGCAUGGCACACCAAAAAAGACCCAGUUUACAGCUGGAGGUGGGAAAAAACUCGUAAGGAAUGGCUCUCAUGGCAAAAACCUGAAUAAACUGCCCCGAAUCACUUCAUAUGAGGCCGUAAACGCGUUAGACCACACGAUAAGGCCUGACUUUAACAGGUCGAAAAGUACGGACGGCAUAUUGGACAGAAUGGCUUUGAAAUCUCUCACAAAAAAUGAGACUAGAAGUCCAGAGCUAAGUGAAGAAGAAGUAGAAGAAUUUGACGAUGAUGUCAAGGUUGUAGAAAGCAACUCAGGGGCAACAUUAGAAGACAGUCUGCCUAGAUUAUAUGGAGGGGACGUCCUGCUAUCACAGUCAACUGGCAUAGAGAGAAGCAUAGCUCCAGUUGCCUCGUUGCGAGGGUCAUUGAUAAGUAUACCCUCUCAAUUAUUGGCCCAGACAAUGGGUGAAUUCAGAACAACAAGCCCUCAGGGUCCUCCAUUAGUCACAUCUGCUCCGCAAAAUACACAGGAUACUCCCUCGAGAAAUGCAAGUCUAAUAUUCAACCCUUCGAAUGUCCACAUUGCUGGUACAGGCUACGAAGACACACGAACCCAACAGAAAUUAUGGUUACAAAGAGAAAGUUCGCUUAGAGACGUUAAAAUGCCAGUUAAACAACCACAGACGAAUGGUUUCUUUUCUACAUCCCAGUUUCGUACUGAAUUUGAACGAUAUUCCAAGGAGUAUUUAAACGUUCGAAGGUACGUAAAUCCGGUAGCUGAAUCGUUGAAAAGAUUAGACGCGGCAAAUAAAGUGCCAAAGGAUAUACAAAACCGGCCUUCCACUAUCUCAGUAAAGGAAAUACAAGCGAAGGCAGAAGCUAUCAAAGCCCAAAUAUGGAAUGAAGAGGUGAAGUAA
Molecule: messenger RNA, 963 nt
Organism: Komagataella phaffii GS115
Lineage: Eukaryota; Fungi; Ascomycota; Pichiomycetes; Pichiales; Pichiaceae
Exons: 1
Coding region: 1-963 (320 amino acids)
Biological process (GO): TOR signaling
Cellular component (GO): fungal-type vacuole membrane; TORC1 complex
Source: RefSeq, a predicted model, not a curated record